ACUCGGAGACUUUCGCAGGGAGGUUUUCCAAGACGCUCAAGAGGUCAACAGGUGCAGAAUGGAGGCGGGCGCCUUCCUGGAAAAGGUCGGUCGGACUCAGCGGAGAAGCGAGGCCACAUAAGGGGGAGAUUCCGGAACUGAAUGUAAAAAGACUUCUCUGCCGGGAGCUUUCCGGACCCACUUGCGUGAGGUACCUAGUCUGGUUACCCUGGUAACAGGCGUCACGGUUUGUAAGGAAACUGAGAGAAGAGACUUAAGAGACCUAUUCACCUCAAUCAUGGAAUCAUCCUCAAAGGGUCUGCUCACCCAAGUUAAUCAGUUAUGGAACCUCUUAGAUGAUCUGGCUGAAAGUAACCCUGAGAGCUACAAGAAGUUCAUUCAACAGCAGCUGAAAGAGGGCAAACAGCUCUGUGCUGUUCCAGAACCACGGCUGUGUCUACAAACAAGAAUCCUGAAACCAAAAGAAAAAAUACUUUUUAUCAACCUAUGUCAGUGGAAAAGGAUUCCAGCUCCACAAUCAGCCACUCAUCCAGUACCUCUAAGUGUUGGCAGACCAGAAGAUGUGUCUGAAACAUCAGAUAUUUACACAGUUAUCGAUGUUGCCUACAACCCUGAUGUUCUCCAGGCAGCAGAAAAGGACCAAGUGAAAAAAGAUCAGUUAAUACGGAUGGCCAUGAAAUGCAUUGAGGAACAAUUCCAGUUUACUCUCUCACACUUUUACCAUAUUACUAAAUUUAAAAUAAAAGGAAGCAUUCAAAAGAUGAAACAAAAUCUAAUGAGAAUUCAAACCGACCCCACAGAUUUAAGACAGAACAUGAGAAAGGAACUAACCCUUGAGCAGAUAAGAAGCAGUACUGUGAGCAAUCCAGAUCACAUCCCUCAACUUUUACUGCCAAAAGACCAAGUUUCAGACAAAAAAAGGUGUCUGAUAGAAGAGAUUUCCAGUACAGAAAUCCAGGUGGAAAUGGAGACACCAGCCUAUGAAUUAAAAAUUGUGGCAGAUCAGAAUGAGAAACCACUUAAAAUUGAAUUAAAAGUUGAAUUACCUGGUAUUAAUUCAGUAUCUGUCUGUGACCUUAGUGUUUCUCAGGAUGAUUUGUUGAUUGAGGUUUCUGAGAAGUACAAAUUACAUCUGAAUCUUCCAGAAUCUGUGGAUACUGAAAUGACUACAGCAAAAUUUAUCAAAGAGAAAGCUACAUUAAUUGUCACAAUGCCAUUGGUGUAAGUCAAGAGCAUUAUGUUUUUCUGGUUUUCAGUGAUAAAAUUAUGUGAAUUAUAGGACCUUCAUUAUGGGUGAAGAGAUAUUGGUUUACCUUAAACACUAGUUUCAUAUUUUCUAAGAGUCCCUUUUGAUGAAAUGAGAUUUUCUCAUCAGCUGUUACCUUGAAAAAAAAAAUUUCCUCAAAUAAAUUU
Messenger RNA from Pteronotus mesoamericanus, 1413 nucleotides. RefSeq names its product PIH1 domain containing 2 (gene PIH1D2). NCBI's taxonomy places the organism in Eukaryota, Metazoa, Chordata, Mammalia, Chiroptera, Mormoopidae. The record is from RefSeq and is a predicted model, not a curated record. Bases 278 to 1225 code for a protein of 315 amino acids. The transcript has 6 exons. Gene Ontology annotation, biological process: rRNA processing; box C/D snoRNP assembly. Gene Ontology annotation, cellular component: R2TP complex; cytoplasm; ribonucleoprotein complex.